This is a messenger RNA of Agrilus planipennis (emerald ash borer), 1589 nucleotides long. RefSeq lists its product as uncharacterized. The record is from RefSeq and is a predicted model, not a curated record. Bases 775 to 1587 code for a protein of 270 amino acids. NCBI's taxonomy places the organism in Eukaryota, Metazoa, Arthropoda, Insecta, Coleoptera, Buprestidae. The transcript has 5 exons.
GGUAUUGAUGACGUGUUUAGGGUAUUUUGAAACAUUACAAUAAUUAAAUAUAAAAAUAAUGUACUUUUUUUAUUAAAUUUUCUGAACAUUUAAAACUUUCAUUUUACUUUUAAUAGUUAGUUACCUAUGUUACGGUAAACGUUUAAACACAUUAAUUUAAUUUAAUAAAUGAGGGAUCUGAGAGAACCAUAAAAACUUUAACUAAGAUGUAUUUUAAUUAGUUUCUCCCGUUAUCAUAAAGGAAACUUUCUGUUCAAAGUAAUUCAAAAUUGUAGAUACAAAGUACCUAUUGAGAGCAUGUAACAAGUUAGUUUCUUUCAUAAUGCCAUAACCGAUUUUGCAUCGUUGAAAUUAAACAAUUUAAAACAUUUAAUAUGCAGUUCGAAUGUACCAAGGAAAAAAUAAAAUUGUGUUUCCCCUUUAUCUAAAUAAGAAAAAAUGGGCAAUUCUCGAUCAAGUGCAGCUGUUUUUAAAAAAGCUGUGUACUUUAAAAUGUUAAACAAAUAUGUAGCAAAGGAAAUAUUUUACAGAAACUGCAGUUAUAAAACUCGAAAGAACCCAUUACGCACAAGCAGACAAAAAUCUUGUAAUAUUUAAUUUAUUAUUCAUAUGCGUGUAAUUUUGAUUCGUGUUAGUUGUAUAUGUGAAUUUUUUACAAUGUUUGUAAACAAUAUGAGUAUUAUCAUGUAUUAUUUUAUCAGUUUUGUGUUUAGUCAGUAUAUUAGGUGUAACCCGCAUAACCACAGAAUUACCACGUGAAAUUUAUACCUUACCAUGUUGAAAUUUAAACAGCUUUUUCCCAAAAAAUGUUCAGUUAUUGGUAUGAUCCAUGUCAAAGCACUUCCAGGCACUUCAGGUUUUGAAGGUUCAAUUAAAACGAUAAUCGAAAGCGCAUUACAAGACGCUCAGAUAUAUGUUGAAAAUAAAGUAGACGGAUUGUUAAUUGAGAAUAUGCAUGAUUUGCCGUACGUCAAAGGAACUAAUUUAGGACCGGAAAUAACUGCCAUGAUGACUAAAGUGUGUUCAGAAACAAAAAGACUGGCAAAGAACGUUCCAUGUGGUGUGCAAGUUUUAGCAACUGGAAACAAGCAUGCGUUAGCAAUAGCUCAAGCGUGUUCGCUCGAUUUUAUUCGCGCAGAAGGUUUUGUUUUCGGCCAUGUUGCCGAUGAAGGGUACAUUGACGCAUGCGCAGGAGAAAUUUUACGAUAUCGUAGAAACACCGGGGCUACUAAUGUGUUAAUUUUUACAGACAUAAAAAAGAAACACAGUUCUCACGCAAUUACCGACGACUUAACAAUAAUAGAGACUGCAAAGGCAGCUGAAUUCUUCAAAAGCGAUGGUCUUAUAAUCACAGGAAAGGAAACUGGUGAUCUCGUGAAUAUUAAUGAUCUAAACGCAUUGAAAGCAUCGACGUCACUACCAAUAAUUAUGGGAUCUGGAAUAACAAAAGACAAUUUUGGCGAUUAUUUAGAUGCAGAUGCAUUUAUUGUAGGUUCCCAUUUUAAGCAAGGCGGAAUAUGGAAUACAGAUGUUUGCGAAAAACGGGUCAAACAGUUCAUGAGUAUAAUUAAAAGACUAAAAUUAUAAAA